CUUUUUUAAAUUAUAUUAAGGGGAACUACAGAGGAAAAUAACUGAUAACUGACAACAUUUAUAUUAUUGUUCGAUAUAACCGAAUAUAUGUGUCAGUUCAUAGCAUCGUCAUUGGCUUUCAAGGAAAAAAAAUAUUGAUAGUAUCAGUAUUCAUAGCUGAGCCACCAAGGAUUGCGCGAAAAUUGAUUGAGCCCAAGUAUUUACAAAAAGAAAAUAAUUAUUAUGUCAAAAACGGUAUUAUGUGUUUUACUGAAAGUGUUAAUGUUAGCGAGAGCAGAUACCUUGUCAAAAUAUUCGGAUUCAGACUUCAUACAGAAUAACAAUUUACAAAAUUUUAAAUCUCAUCGGAGUCAUUUUGAUAGUGUGGGCAUGAGAAAUAAAGUUGAGAUUCCAUUUGCAAAUACAUCUGUGAUCUCAGAAUCUAUUGAAAGCAUUUUAAGCAAACCAACAUCUCCCAGAGCAUUUGUAGAGUUUCAUAAUGAAUUCCAAAAUGAAGAAAACAACAUUUCUGUGACAUUCAGAUGGAACCAACCUGAAUUUAGAGAGGAAGUAAUACAAGGAUAUACAGUACAGUGUUGGUUCAUCGAGAAUCAGAAAGAGAUUCAAAUCUGUGACAAAAGUGUCUCAGCUACAAUAUUGGAAUAUACGGUGAACAAUGUAAGACCUAACACGACGUACUGUUUUCAAGUACGAGCGCAUACUAAAAUUGGUGCUGGCCCUUACACAGAUUUGAUUGAUGCAUCGACGAUGCACGAAAAUCCAAUACCGCAAUUAUUGAUGGUAACGGAAAAUGGUAUCGACAUAUGGGAUCUGGAUUCAAAAAUUAACGUUAGCCUCGUUAAAGUUAAGAACAUUCAAUCUGCCACAUAUUCGAUAGCGGAACACAAAAUUUAUUGGAGCAACAAAGAGAAAGAGCUAAUGCUAUUUGAGAGGAAUGAAAACAAUAUUACAAGAAUAGUUAAGCUUCUAAAUAUUGCGUAUUUGCUCUGCAUUGACUGGAUAGCAAGAAAUCUGUACUGGUUACAAUUUGACUUGAAUAUAUCUAGUCUUUCAUCUAUGAUGAGGCUCGAUUUAACAAUGUGGGAAAAAGGCAUAGUGAAAUAUGAAAAAAUUUCGGAAAUAAUGCCUUUUAAAUUAGGCGGUUUUAAUGUACUACCGUCCCUAGGAAUUUUGUAUUGGACAAGUUACGUUGAUAAUAGAAAUCAGUUGAUGCAAUCUGAUCUUGACGGAAAUAACACUCAAAUUAUUGAGAAUAAUUUAUCUAUUAUAUGCCCCUUUUCACUCGGCAAGAACUCAAGAACGAUUAUCAUGAAAAUUGACGACAUGAAUUCUAAGAUGCCGCUAAUUUAUUGGUUAUCGUCCUAUUUUUUCUUUGUGACAGACAUUAAUGGUUCUAGAUGCAAUUUGAUUUUAGAAUACAAAAACGUCGGCCGUAAAACUUACUUUCUAUCUUUUGUAUUGGACAAGACAAACAUUUACAUCUCUACAUAUUUCAUAAAUGGAUAUGUGUAUAUUUUGAAAAAAGAAUACGCACUUCUUGAUAGCGUAGAUGCAUUCAAACAUAUCCGAAACAUGAGCAACAUAAAUGUGAGCAUAUCUGUAAAGUAUUAUGCUUUCGAGAAAUCUUUGCAAUCCUACCCUCCGACAAAAUGUUUGACACCUGACAAAAGAGUGUACAAGAUAGAAGAAGUGAAUGUAACAACCAACAGCAUCAUCAUAAAUCUUCCGGAACCAGUUCCUAAGAGUGGAUGCAAAAAGCACAACUUACCUGCCACUUUAUAUACAAUCAAUAUAAGCUAUUGUCUGGACAAAGAGUCUAACUUGUUCGAUAAUUUGACCGAGCAGACGUACGAGCGACAUUACGAGAUUCAGAAUUUGACGCCUCUUACAGAGUACAAGUUACUGCUAAUCCUAAGCAAUUUUUACUCCGAUCAGUUAUCGAUGGGCUCAUUAUUGGGCUCGGAAGUAACACUGAGAACUAAAGCAAGCAAGCUCGAUGCACCGGACAAUGUAACUGUUGAGGCUCUGACGCCUACUGUAGCGGCAGUUUAUUGGAUACCACCGAAGAAAUUAAACUGCAUUCCCGUAUUCUACAAAAUAUACUGGACCUUAAUUACUAACAAUACGCGAGAAAUAAGCGAGUCUCUAGUUGUCAAUAAAAUUGAAUAUAAGCUAAACAAUAAAUAUUUACAGCAAAUAAUUGAAUCAUUGUUACCGGGACAAGUGUACUGGGUAUAUGUACGCAUUUAUCUAGCCAACUAUAGCGAUCUUUAUACUAAUAGUUUGAGCAAAACCUUAUACAUGUAUCCGGAACCAAGCAAUAUAACUUUGAACAAAGUUAGCAGAAACGGUAUGAAUAUCUCGUGGAUUCCUAGCGUUAAUUUGACAAUUUAUUACGUUAUGCAAUACAGAAAUGUUGAGGCACAGAAGUGGCAAAUUGCAAACAACUUUGAGCCGAAUAAUGAGGGGACAGUAAUGUAUUAUAUAAAAAACUUAUUACCAGAAACUCUAUACGAGUUUCGUUUGAUACUCAGAUACCCUAACUACGAGAAAGACUAUAUAUGGCCAUCUGAUGGACGAUUUAUUUUUCCAACACUGACAAGUGGAACAUCAGUUAUGCGAUAUUAUCUAUCAUUUAUCGUAAGCUUGAUUGCAAUGCUUACUAUAAUCUGCAUCUACUACUUUUAUUACUUAUACCGACAACGCAAAAGAGACAGCGAGCAAGUUUUGUCUUCGACAAUGACCAACAUCGAAUUAGCGAUUCUACAUGAGAUACCUGAUGGUAACCUUCAAUUUAAUACGUUAUAUAGUCCUAUGCUGCAAUAUAAUUCGGAUGAAUAUGAAUUCAUCAAAAUCAAACGUGAAGAUAUCAGAUUAGAAAAACUUUUAGGCAGCGGCACGUUCGGAUUGGUGUUUCAAGGAAAAGUAAAAAAUUUAAAAAGAUCGGGCACAGAGAUAUCGGUUGCCAUAAAAACGCUUCGGAAAAACGCUUCGUCGCAAGAAAAAAAGAAGUUUUUAAAGGAAGCCAGGCUUAUGAAUCACUUCUGUCAUAAACAUGUGCUACAAUUGCUGGCCAUUUGCUCAGACGAAGAUUCUCCAUUGAUCAUAUUGGAAUUAAUGGAAAUUGAUCUACUACAAUAUUUGAAGGAUAGUCGAAAAUUGCAACCGUCAGAUUCGCACGCUCUGCGUCUGCACGAUUUGUUCGCCAUGUGCGAAGAUGUUGCGCGUGGCUGCUGCUACCUGGAAAAUCUGCGUUUCGUUCACAGAGAUCUCGCGUGUCGAAAUUGCUUAGUCUCCGCGAGAGAUCGCGAUAACCGUGUCAUUAAAAUUGGCGAUUUUGGAUUAGCUAGAGAUGUUUACAAGGAUGACUAUUAUCGCGUGAAAGAACGAGCUCUUCUUCCCGUUUGCUGGAUGGCACCGGAAUCUUUGGUGAUCGGAAUAUUUACUUCUCAGAGUGACGUUUGGUCAUUCGGUGUUUUAAUGUGGGAAAUUACAUCGUUGGGUGAACGUCCCUACACUGGCAAGACUAACGAGGAAGUGAUAGAUUAUGUACGCGCUGGAGGCAGGUUGCCAAUGCCUGUCAAUUGUCCACCGAUUUUGUACGAGUUGAUGCUGCGUUGCUGGAGUCCUGCGGAUCAUAGACCAAACUUCAAAGUUUGUCUCAAAAAUAUUGUAGCUUUAAAAAGUGACAUGGACGAUACCUUGCUGAGUACAGUGGAUAUUAUUUAGCCGAUAAAAUAAUAUUAAUUAAUGAUUUUAUUUUCCAAAUGAUCCAAUGAGGAGCUCAACAUAAGAAAAAUCAUUUAAAAUAAUUAAUAUUCUGCCGUUUUUAAGUUUACUCUUACAAGUGUAAAUAAUAUAGCUGACGCUAUUAUUUUUAGAUAAAUAAAACAAGAUCUAAUGGUUUUGAUUAUUAUAAUUAUUGAUAAAUUGUUACGGUUAUUUUAGAUAAAAUACACAAUUAUA
Cataglyphis hispanica is the source of this 3966-nucleotide messenger RNA. Its product is annotated as proto-oncogene tyrosine-protein kinase ROS-like. Gene Ontology annotation, biological process: regulation of TOR signaling; protein phosphorylation; positive regulation of kinase activity. The record is from RefSeq and is a predicted model, not a curated record. The transcript is spliced from 10 exons. Gene Ontology annotation, molecular function: protein binding; transmembrane receptor protein tyrosine kinase activity; ATP binding. NCBI's taxonomy places the organism in Eukaryota, Metazoa, Arthropoda, Insecta, Hymenoptera, Formicidae. Gene Ontology annotation, cellular component: signaling receptor complex; membrane. The coding region runs from base 223 to 3729 and encodes 1168 amino acids.